AUGAUGAUGGUUUUGUCAAUGGAGUUACCAAGGAGGAUAUACGCCAGUAUAUUGAUGUGUAUAGUGGCGGCAUCUGCGACGUCGUUUCAGCCGCCGUCGUCUACAUCCAUGUGUGUCGGGGAGUCCAAAACGUUUCUCGAUGAUCUGAAGUCUCAGUGUCCGGUUUCGAUUCUCUUCUCUUCUUUCCCUAUUCAGAUGGAUGGAGAUUCAUUUGACAGAGUAAUGAGCUCCAAUCAGGAGAUUGUAUAUACUUCCAUUUUGUUUUAUGCUUCUUGGUGUCCUUUUUCGAGCAUCUUCCAGUCGAGGUUUGCUGCUCUCAGUUCUAUGUACCCGCAGAUCAAACAUGUAAUGAUUGAGCAAUCUUCAGCCAUGCCCAGCGUUUUCUCUCGAUAUGGAAUUCAUUCAGUGCCCUCGCUACUGAUUGUGAAUCAGACAGCACGAAUGAAAUAUCAUGGUCUCAAAGAUCUUCACUCCCUUGUGAACUUCUAUAAAAGAACUACAGGUCUUGAUCCAGUAGUGGAGAUGAGCGAAGAUAAAAUAAAUUCUUCAGAGAAUGAUCAGAAAGUCCUUCAGCUUUGGUGUGGAUCUUCGUUGAAGGACACAUUCUCAUGGGAACCUUAUCUAGUACUUUCUGUAGUAUUUGUCUUGUCGAGGGCUUUUCUAUAUUUUUUCCCAGAGAUCGUAUCUCGUGCAAUGGCAUUAUGGCUUGCACACAUUCCUCAUCUGAAUAUGGGAAUCUUUGGAGAGUCAAGGCAGCUUUUAGAACGUGUUUUCCAACUGAUUGAUAUCAAGAGAAUUUGGAGCAAGUUGAAGCUAUGUAAAACUAGGAACUUUCAUAAAGGGGCAAGAAAUGCUCGGGUUUGGGCUUCAUCUCUGGCAUCCGUUUCCUUGGGCGAGUCGUCCUCAACAAGAGCAUUCCCAUCCAGAGACUUGUAA
Molecule: messenger RNA, 936 nt
Organism: Fraxinus pennsylvanica
Lineage: Eukaryota; Viridiplantae; Streptophyta; Magnoliopsida; Lamiales; Oleaceae
Source: the annotation of a GenBank genome assembly